Dioscorea cayenensis subsp. rotundata (Guinea yam) is the source of this 1623-nucleotide messenger RNA. RefSeq lists its product as uncharacterized. NCBI's taxonomy places the organism in Eukaryota, Viridiplantae, Streptophyta, Magnoliopsida, Dioscoreales, Dioscoreaceae. Gene Ontology annotation, cellular component: cortical microtubule. The transcript has 6 exons. Bases 15 to 1505 code for a protein of 496 amino acids. Gene Ontology annotation, biological process: cortical microtubule organization. The record is from RefSeq and is a predicted model, not a curated record.
CUUCACAUUUGAGGAUGAGCUCCGGCCGGCGAUCAGGACAUGGCAUGCCGCCGAUUGCACGUCGGCAACGUGAAGAGGACUUAAUUUUGUUCAAAGACAUGAUCAAGAGAGAGGAGCGGACUGUGAGUCUUCUUCAACCGAUAUCUGUUGAGUUUGAGCCCGGUGAAGGGAAUUAUCGAUUGUAUAAAAUUCCAUCAGGGAAGACAGAAGCUGAUUUUCUUGCUGCUGAUGGGAAGAAUGACUAUGAUUGGCUGAAGACACCACCAGGAACUCCAUUGUUUCCAUCACUGGACUUGGAAGCUGAAGAUCCCUUGUUGAACAUGGCUGUUCAUAAGGAACUCCCAAUCCUUCAACCCAUCAAGCCUUCAAGGUUAUCCAAACAUGUGCAUGCAGAUAGAAGCAAACCCUCACAGCGAACAAAAUCUCCGAGCACCAUCUACACCUCCGGCUAUUCAUCGGCAUCAAUCACUGGCUCUUCAUCGGUGUCAGUCACACCAAGAUUAAUAAAAGCUGAAGCUCGUUCGAUUCAUCGGACCACAAACAUUUCAAGCUCAGUCAAGAGUAAUGAUCAGAGAGGCAAUGAAACCAUCUACAAAUCUGAAAGCAAACAAAUGCCACCAAGAACAACAACAACAACCACAACCACUGCAAGGCAAAAUUUUGACGGAAAACUACCACCGAACCGCCGGCCGCAAAUCCAAUCAAAUAUGGCUCAAACACUUAUUGAAUUCACCGAUGAAACACCGAAGAAUUUAAUAACUGAAACACGGCCGAAUAACCGAAGAACAUCAUCAACAAUGAGAGGUCGUAGCAUGGCAAUGGCUGAUGAAAGACACCAAGAGAGUGGAAGGAAUAUUAGGAGGGUUUCAUACUCGCCAAUUAGCACAAUGAGGGGAAGGAAAACUAUGGAUUUAGGGGUGGAAUAUGAUGGUACCAAACUGAAAACUAUCCAUAAUGGUAAUGACAAUGGUAAUGGUAAUAAAAAUAGAAAUGAGGGAGUUGUGAUGGGGAGUAAGAUGGUGGAGAGGAUGAUGAAUGUGCAAAAGACGAUUAGAGAUCAUGAGAAGCCCAAGGCCGCCGCCACCGCCACCGCCACCGCCGUGGUGGGGAUAUCAGGGACAACAAGGUUUGAAGGAACAAGUUUUGGAAGUUCGAUAUUGAAGACUUCAAUUACACUUCAAGAGUCGGAUGAAAAGAAAAUUGAAAGCGAAGGUGUUGCUCGUCCAACAAAUCGGUUGAGAAGCGCCACACCAACAACAAAUACUGUUCUUAAGAGAGAAUCACAAAGAGAUGAAAAGAAAAAUGAAAAUGGAGUUGCAAAUGUUCCAAGGAUGAAAAUGAGGAGCUCCACACCAACAAGUGCAACUGUUUACACUAGAGAAUUCCCAAGAAUGAACACUACUCCAGACUAUGAAACAACUAGAAUCCUCAAAGGAAGACUCAAUGCUGAGUCUCAGAUCAUUGUGAAGAAGGGUAAUCCAAGGAAUAGGUGUGGCCUUUGCUAGUGUUUAAAAAUAAAAAAAUAAAAAAUAAUCAUUUUUAAGGUAUGUAAUCAGAACAAUUAUUUUGGUAGUUAAGCAUAAUAUAAUGGUUAUUGCUUUUCUGAAUUUUCUUUUGGGGUUG